UAUUAGGAGGUGCAUGGUAGUGAUGGCGGCGCUCAGUGAGACUUUCCCGUCACUGGAUACUACUACUCCCAGCCCUCCUCAAAGCCGGCUGAGCAAACCCCUGGUCCUUAGUUUACAAGUGGCAAUUUGACUUGCUCUGCUGCAUGUCAGCAGGGACCGUGGAAAGUGUGGAGACGCCCGGGGGAUUAAGCGACCUCAGCUUAAAAAGAAAAAAAGCCAAACAAAUAAACAAAACCCACCCACCCUAACAAACAUGAGGCUGCUGGAGAGAAUGAGGAAAGAAUGGUUCAUGGUUGGAAUAGUGCUGGCGAUCGCCGGAGCUAAGCUGAAGCCGUCCAUAGGGGUGAAUGGGGGACCACUGAAGCCGGAAAUAACUGUCUCCUACAUUGCUGUCUCAACAAUAUUCUUUAACAGUGGACUAUCAUUAAAAACAGAGGAGCUGACCAGUGCUUUGGUGCAUAUAAAACUGCAUCUUUUUAUUCAGAUCUUUACACUUGCAUUCUUCCCAGCAGCAAUAUGGCUUUUUCUUCAGCUUUUAUCAGUCACACCCAUCAAUGAAUGGCUUUUAAAAGGUUUGCAGACGGUAGGUUGCAUGCCUCCCCCUGUGUCUUCUGCAGUGAUUUUAACCAAGGCAGUUGGUGGAAAUGAGGCAGCUGCAAUAUUUAAUUCAGCCUUUGGAAGUUUUUUGGGCAUCAUUAUAACACCCCUGCUACUGCUGGUUUUUCUUGGCUCAUCCUCUUCUGUGCCUUUUACAUCUAUUUUUUCUCAGCUUUUUAUGACUGUUGUGGUUCCUCUCAUUAUUGGGCAGAUUGUCCGAAGAUACAUCAAGGAUUGGCUUGAAAGGAAGAAACCGCCUUUUGGUGCUAUCAGCAGCAGUGUGCUCCUCAUGAUCAUCUACACGACGUUCUGUGACACGUUCUCUAACCCAAAUAUUGACCUGGAUAAAUUCAGCCUUGUUCUCAUACUGUUCAUAAUAUUUUCUAUUCAGCUGAGUUUUAUGCUUUUAACCUUCAUCUUUUCAACAAGGAGUAAUUCGGGUUUCACACCAGCAGACACUGUGGCUAUCAUUUUCUGUUCUACACACAAGUCCCUCACAUUAGGAAUUCCAAUGCUGAAGAUAGUGUUUGCAGGCCACGAGCACCUCUCUUUAAUAUCCGUACCCCUGCUCAUCUACCACCCGGUUCAGAUCCUUCUGGGAAGUGUGCUGGUGCCAACCAUAAAGUCUUGGAUGGUGUCAAGGCAGAAGGGAGUGAAGUUGACGAGGCCAACAGUAUAACGAAGGAGGCGCUCCUUACACUGCGAUGUAUAUAUGUACAGGAUUGUACAUACAAACAGUUCUGAAGACUUGUACUUGUGAAUGUUGCUUCGAUGCAUAUUUUAUUUUUUUACACAAAAAUAUGAUAUAACUGUUUAAGUGCCUUAAAAUGUAUUUGACAAGAGCGUUAUUUCCAAAACCUAGUUUGUUGGUUACUGCCAGGGGUGGUACAGUAUUUUGGAGUUGUUUAAUGGUUUUUUUCCUAACGCAAGAAACAGUCAUCUAAGUGACAAAAAGCAAACAUGUUUUCCUCUUUCCACCUUUUGUGCAAUACAACUGUAUACUAGUCACUGUACUGCUUGAAAUGAGGUCGCACCAUCAGGAAAAUGCCCUUCUGAUGACAGUGAAAAUUUCCAAAGUCGUCUUCACGAAUACUUUGAUUUCUUUGUGAUUCUUUUUUUCUACAACUGUGACAUGCCUCUUCUUUAUCAGCUCAGCAGGGGUCAUAGAUUGAAUAGAUGCUGAAAAUCGUAACUUAUCUGCUUUUCUUGACAUCAUUUUUUUAGACAUUCCUUCAAAUAGUUUCCACACAGAAAUUCCUCAGUCCCAUUAUAAGAGAUUGUGGUGUUAUAUGUCUUAAAUUUAUUAUAAGCUGCUUCAAAGAAAGGGCCUGAUGUUUGAGUUAUGAGUCAAGUAAGUGAAGUUUUGAGAUAAACUACAGGAUUUGGUUUUCAGAAUUUUUUAAAUUAUAUUUCAAUAUGCUUUUCCUUUUUCUUCCAUAAUUUUUUUCUUUCGUGUUUUCCAACGCACUUGCAAACUCAUAACAGCCAAAUAUGAGACGCAAAAAUGUUACAGUUGGAGAGUGGCAACAAUUCACAUUCAUAACUGAGACCAAAACUUUUUUUCCUGUUCCACAGAUGUACUUAGCACAAAUUGCCCCUUUUAGCCAGAAGCAGCCUGGUACAUCCUUGAAUUAGGCACACUUAAGGCAUUUGACACAAGUUAUUAGUGAGAAUUUUCUUGGCAGAUUUGACAAAUGUUUGCAAUAUUUUUUAAAAAAAUUAAAUCAUAUUGCUCUUAUGAAUACAUGAAAAUAUAAAAGUCAUAGAUGCAAACAGUUGUUACAUAUCCACAUUCUGUUUAGCCAGAUGGAAAGAGAAAAGGACACAGAAAAUCAAAACCAUUCAUUAACCAAAAUAUUAAGUAAAAUUAGUUCCCAGUUGAGCAUCAGCUUUCAAAGGAGUAUCCAAUACUUGCUUCUACUACGGCUGGAAGAGCUUUCACCGGACCCAAAGAGAGAAUAAAGCGAUAUAUAGAAUUAAGGGAACGCUUUUUUUCUGUUUCCUGCACACUAUUCUGUCACAUCGUCUCUACGUGUCCUUUCUUGAUUUGACAGAUGAUAUUGGCAUCCUGGGUCACGCUGAGGCCGCACUCUCUCCGCAGCAGCUGUCUUGUUGUUUUGUCAACAAGAAAAAAUCAUUCCUUCAAAACUUACCAAGUUUAUCAAUAGUGUAAAUUUAUACUAUUGUUACUGCCAGGUACUUCUGACUCAUUCCAAUAUCAUUGAAGCUCAUAAAUUUCACAAGAGUCAUCCUCAGUGUAAAUUUUAAGACUACUGCCAGACCCCGCAAAAAUCAAUGCUAAACAGGCUGUUUGUCAAGAAUUUCUGUUGUCAAGAAUUUCACUUGUGUCUAAAACUACAGUAAUUUUGCGCGAUACUUUGAUGCUUACAUAUGGAGCACAGAAAGCCUUUCAUGUUUUGUUCCUACAAGCUUCUUUGAAUUUCAGAGUAAAUGGAAUUGUCUGUCUGUCUGAGCUAUCAUAAAAAUCUUUCUCCUUAGCGUUUGAAUACUGAUUUUUUUCCCCCAACUUAUCUACCUCUAUUGUCUAACACCUAUAGUAGGUGUGAUUAUGGGAUAAAAUUCAACUGAAAAUGCUAUCACAUUUUAUCUUUUGCUUUGAAAAAUGUGUUUUGUUUUCAAAUAGUCUUCUUUACCUAGUGACUUUUGGUGGCUUUAGUGAUAUGUUUAUGCCUAUUUCUUUUUUUACACAAAUGCUGUGGCAUAUUUUUCCAUAAGGAACAAAAAAUAAAAUCAAAAUUCAUUUUUAAUCAUGUUCAUUGGGAUUUAAUAAUUCAUAUCUUAAAAUAUUUUAUUAUGUUUAUGCACUGGCAAGCUCUCUGUUUUAUGCAUUUAUUUUUUCUAAAUGUAUUUAUGAGAGAAAUACAUUAGAUUAUAUUUAUGUUUACUAAUUUUUUCACCUGCAUUUUUUUAAGGGUUGUUAUGAAAUUUGAUUUUUUAAUGGGUGAUAAUGUUAAUCUUUUCGUGUGUUCUUUUCUAAGUUUUAAAAAUUUGUGGUUUUUUUAAUUCUUCCCUAUUCUGUUUAAAACUAACACACCUCUGGCUAAUGUUCAGUAUUUGUUUAUGCUAAAUACCAAAUUUUUCAAAAGGAUUGCUGAAGUAAGGACGUGGGUUAUUUAUGGUUAACGGAAGAUGAAAAUGAUUCUGUGAUUAAACAAAGAGAUGUUUCA
Ceratotherium simum simum (southern white rhinoceros) is the source of this 3785-nucleotide messenger RNA. RefSeq names its product solute carrier family 10 member 7 (gene SLC10A7). NCBI's taxonomy places the organism in Eukaryota, Metazoa, Chordata, Mammalia, Perissodactyla, Rhinocerotidae. The record is from RefSeq and is a predicted model, not a curated record. Gene Ontology annotation, cellular component: plasma membrane.